Symbiodinium sp. CCMP2592 is the source of this 3999-nucleotide messenger RNA. Lineage: Eukaryota; Dinophyceae; Suessiales; Symbiodiniaceae. The record is from the annotation of a GenBank genome assembly.
AUGGAGAAAGUGGUCUGGGAAACGCUCGACGGGACCUCCGUUCUGAGGCCCAAGAUCAGCAAGAAGGAGAGCAAGUGCUUCUGGGUAUACCUCAAGUGUAUCAAUCACGUGCUGACCUGCUGCACGGACAAGAACUAUGUCAGUUUCAUGCCAGAGAAGAAAGACGUGCUGGAGCUGGGCACAGACUUGCUCAAGGUCGUGGACCAAGAGAAGACACAAGGAAAAGCUCUCAGCAUCAUCCUGCAGCAUACACGCAUCAGAGCAUGCCUGGACAACGACUGCAGCCACAUCAAAUGGAACGUGUUCAAAAACGCAUUGAAUCACACCUCCUUGGACAUGGUGGCAUUGAAGCUGACCAUUGUGUGCAACCACCGACAUGGCAGCUACAAUUCCGGAGACAAGCUUCUGUCCAGGAAACAGUGUCUUGAGAGAUAUCUUUCCUUCCAAGACGAGGGCUACUACGAGGAGCUCCAAGAUCCUGUGGCCUUCGACAGAGACAUCUCCGAAAUCUGUGCCCGCGACUUGCGCAUGGAUGCCGAGCAAUUCCUGGAAGAGGACUGUGUGCUGAAGCGUGGCGAGUUUGCUACCUGGAAGCAGUUUGGGCCGUGCUCUUGCGUUUGCAAGGCUCCUUGCUUGAAACCUUGUUUCAUGGUGCAGGUGAAAAACAAGUCGUGGUUCUCACUCCAGCGAGCACUCCGGCAGCUCGUUUCGGACUGGACGUUUGAAUACGAGGCCGUGAAGUCCAUGGUGCACUGUGGCGUCGACGACGAAGACAUAGACAUGGAGAAGCAGCAGGGCGAUGUGGACGAGAACGCCCCGAAGACCAAGCAAGAGCUCUACAAGUAUUUCUCCGGACGAGGUCCGAAUCGAAUGGUCCUGUCGUUCUUGGGUGACAGGAACUUGCAGGUGUGUGCCAUCAUCAUCCUGCACUUGAGUGAGCCCAUCGAAAAAGAGUACGCGCGAGAUCUGGACUGCAUGGCCGAAGGCCCGGAGGCACAGGCCAAAUGGGCCGCGGAGCGCGCCGCCGGGACGAGGUCGUGGUGGUGCACCGUCCAAGAGAUCGCUGAACGCACUCACAGCGCGAAGCUUUUGAAGCGGCUGCGCAUCACCGCGCUUCCAGAAGGAGCGCAACCGGCUGAUCCUGCAGCCGCUUGGGUGCAGGAGGAGUUGAAGCCUUUGCAGGUGGCCGUGAACCUCGGCUAUGAGCUCAGUGCACGCUACGUCUGGGCACAUUUGCCCUUCAUGUGCAACGUGCCCGAGAAUCUCGCAGUCUGGCUCCUGGAGGACGAUGCACACAGGACAGCAGCUGUGAAGUUUGUGAAACCUCUGCUGAAGGCUGUCUACGCUGCCGAAAUGCAAUGGAAGAAGCUUGCAGGAGAUGACAAUGGCCAGGAGAAGUCCCUGAGACUGAUGGAGGUUUUCAAGCACAUCGGCUGGGUUGACCACCAGCUGGCACGGGAAGUGCUCGCGCGCCUACUGCAGCAUGACUUCGACCUCGGAGGCAAAGGAGGCAUCCGCACGUUGGCUCGCCUCCUUUACGAGGGAAGCUCCACGACCAAGAACUGCUUGGAGGACGUUUUCUCCCAUCUUCAGAGGAUGGUUGCCAAUGCAACCAGCAACAAGAAGAUGAACGACUUCGCACGUUGGUUCUACGCGACCACGGCACGGUAUCCAGAGACAGGUGGCAUGAAGCAGGUCUUGCCAGAUAGGAAUGAUUGGGACGAGAGCAGGAUGCAUGAGAAGGUUGUGCGUGAAGGGAUGCAGCACCUCUUCCACAUGGGCACUACCCCCAUGCCAGAGCCAACGACGCCGGACUCCAUCCUGCUUCCGAAGCCGGAGAAGAUGCGGACAGUCCAGUGGAAGGCUGCGGGCCCAGAGUCGCAACAGCGAGGUGCUGCGGCAGCCCUCUACCUUCAGGAGGUUGGUGGUGAGAAGUUGGUUUGGCAGGGAGUUGUCUUUCUGUUCAAGAUCUCAUUCGGCUGUCUCUUUGCCAAGAAGGAAGUCUACUUGCACAAGCCCACAAACAGCUACGUGCUCUCGCUCGGUUUCAACAGCUACAUGGUGUUCCUACGAGUCCGCCCUGAGGGUCGUGAGCGACCCUGGUUCCUGUUCAACUACACCGUGAAGGACAGUGACAGUGAAAGUAUGCUGACGGCCGGUCUGCUUCGAGGCAUCAGGUUGACCAAGCUUCAGUUGCAGCUCAUCAUUCACGAGCUGGGCCUGCCGGAGAACAAGAACGUGAAGCGAGAUGAGUUGGUGGUGCAGCUUGUCGAGGCUGUGCUGCAGCAUGAGUCAGAGGAGACAAGGAAACGAGUCAUUGAGGCCAUGCGCACCAAGAGGGCAAGCCGCCAGAUGUCCAAGACGGCGGAAGAGGUCCUGGAAAUGUGCGAGCACCUGGAUGUGGAGAACCAGCGAGCGUUUUCCCAGAUGCAUCAGUGGGCCAAGGAGAAGUUGCACGAGAAGCUCAAAGCCCAAGGACGGUUCCAGCAGAAAAAGCAGCAGGAGCAGACCCGUGAGAAAAGUUUCGCAAAGCGAUUCUGGAAGGGACUCAAGACCAAGCAUGCGGCGCAGGGUGCAUCCAAGGGCAGUGGCAAGGGAAGCAAGGCAGGCGACGGACAGGCAGAAGCACCAGGGAACAGGCCGGAACCAGAGGGAGGAGCGCAUCGCGUGGGUGUGACGCCAACGACAUUGAAGGACUUGCUUCCCAAGCAGAACAAUCAUGGCUUCAUGGUGCCCUUUCGGAACGACGUGCCGCCGUACUUCUACCGUGUGCAGUACAAGAUCAGUGGCACCCCAGGUGCCCAAAGUUGCCAGCGUGGGUGGCCGACACGCCUUGUCGCCACGGAAAAGGAUGCACUCAAGCAUGUGCUCAGAUGGACAUAUGACAGGUGGAACCGCCACAACGAAUCAGACCGAUGUGAGAUGCCGACUGACGAUGAAAUCGACAAUUUCCUGCUCCACGUGUAUCUCGUCGGCACUCCGGCGAUGUUGAAAGGGCUCGGCGUCGCAGCAGAGCUGAGGCCGGAUGCUACGACCUACGUUCGCAUUCGUGGUCUGGUUGCCUGGGCAGCGCUCUGCCAAAGCGUGGCGCUGAGCGGCCUGUUGGCGGCGAAGGACAGCAUCACUCCCUUGAAGGUCGUGUCUUUGGCUGCUCUUUUAAACCUCUUGGGCGACUUUCUUCUCUGCGCCUGGCCUUGUCAUCUGGGCUUGGCAGGCGCAGCAGCGGCCACGGCCGCAUCCACCUUGGCAGGCUUCCUCCUGAUGCUCCGCGCUUUGAAGCGGAGUGGGAUGGCCCCAAAGCUGGGCAUCCCGAAGCCUGACGAGCUGACGCCGCUCUUGGAGUAUGCGCGCCCUCUGGCAGUUGUGAUCUCUUUUCGGUGUAUGAGCCUUACCUGGAUGGCAAAGACCGCAGGAACUAUGGGCACUGCAUCCAUCGCAGGCUACCAGGUUCUGGCGAAUGUGGUGGUCCUUUUUGGACUCUUCGGGGAGCCUCUGUCCCAGACUGCGCAGACCAUGCUGCCUAGUCUGCUGGAUGGUGGCCCCGAUCGGCAAGCGCAGGCCCGAACGCUGCUUCGCAACCUGGCAGGCUUAGCAAUCGCUGUAUGCGUCGCGGUUGGAGGUGCGGCCUUCCUUGCGCUGCAGAGAGCUGGUGGUAUCUUCAGCCGGGACCCACAGGUGCAGGAGAUUCUCCGCAGCACCAUCAUGGUGCCCAUCACCAUCAGCUCGCUAAUCUUAUCUCAGGCUUGCGAUGGCACCAUGCUGGCAGCGAAGGAGUUUCCGCUCGUCAUCAAGACGACGGUUCUGACAACGUCCCUCCAAGCGCUCAUCCUUUGCGGCGUGAACUUCUUCCACUGGGGGCUGGAAGUGGUCUUCCUAUCCUUGGCCGUGCGCUACUGGAUCUUCUUGGCGGUGAUGCUGACGAAGGCCCUCAGCGGAUCGGGUCCCCUUGGCCGCGCCUUGCGUGGCCGCGCCAGUCGCGGCGCGGAUGAGAAGCGAUGA